Messenger RNA from Rotaria socialis, 1632 nucleotides. The record is from the annotation of a GenBank genome assembly. NCBI's taxonomy places the organism in Eukaryota, Metazoa, Rotifera, Eurotatoria, Philodinida, Philodinidae.
AUGAUACUAUCUGAGGUUUUUGGCCACGUUCAUCAGUAUAGUGAGCACGUGGAUCACAUGGUAGCAGGCUUUCUCGAUGCCAUAGCCAAAGUACGCCAAUUUAAAUUUCAUAACGAUGACGAUUUAUAUGACCGACUAUCCAGACGAUUUUCUGUCGUUUUACUGAUGUUAUUUACUGUUGUCGUAUCUACCAAACAAUAUGUUGGCGAUCCGAUUGCUUGUUUUGCUCCUGCACAGUUUACCGGUUCUCAUGUUGAAUAUGCCAAUUAUAUCUGUUGGAUAUCCAAUACUUAUUAUGUUCCUUUCGAGAGCACAUUGCCAUCAAGGCAUGACGAACGUCCAAAACAUAUCGCUUACUAUCAAUGGAUCCCAUUUAUUCUACUUCUCAUGUCAGUGCUCUUCUACAUUCCCUCUGUUCUAUGGCAUGCACUUGCCACAAAGACAGGUUUCGAUAUAGCUAAUCUUGUAAAAACACUACACAGUAUGGAACAGUUAAAUCCCGAUAUCAGAGAUCGUACACUCAGAUAUAUUGCUAAACAUAUUGAUCGUGCUCUUGAAAUACAACGUGAAAUGGGCACAGGAUUUUUUUCCCAAUUUAAACGUCUUAUGCGUCGGCAUUGUCCAGUUUUUAUUAUCGGUCGUGCUCAAGGCAAUUAUCUAACGUUUGUCUAUUUAUUUGUCAAAUUAUUGUAUAUAGCCAAUGUUAUUGGACAAUUAUUUCUAUUGAAUAUCUUUAUGGGUUCAAAUUAUCAUGGUUAUGGUAUUGAAGUAUUAAGAAAUCUGUUGUCAGGUCGUGAAUGUUGCCGUUCAGCACGAUUUCCUCGAGUAACAAUGUGUGACUUCGAAAUUCGUACUAUGGCAGAUCAUAUACAUAAACAUACUAUACAGUGCGUGCUUCCCGUGAAUUUAUUUAAUGAAAAAAUCUUCAUAUUCAUAUGGUUUUGGCUUGUCAUUGUUUCUAUUUUAUCUUCAUACGGUUUUAUAAUGUGUGUAUGGCAACAAAUCUUACCAUUUAAUCGUGAACAUUUUCUAAAAAAAUAUCUUAAAAUAAUGAAUCGUAUAACACGUGAAACAUUUGAUAGAAAAUUAUUUAAUACAUUUUCAAGCAAAUACCUAAGACACGAUGGUGUACUUGUCCUGCGUCUUGUUGCAAUGAAUACAAACGAUGUUGUUAUGGGCGAAAUAAUGGUUGCAUUAUGGGAUGCUUUCAAACGAGCACAAGAUACUGAUGGUGUUGGAUUAGCUGGCCAUUGUGGAUGUUGCCCAUUUAUUGGUGGUAGCUGUAUUCAUUUUGAUACUGUUGAUGGAAUUGAUGUAUCGUGGCAUAUACCAAAACCAAUGCACGAUAAAAACCAUACACGUAUUUGUCGUACAAGAAACGGAACAUUUCGAUUAUUCCCUCAAUGUGCAACAAAACAGAUUUGCUUUCUAUCAACACCAUCUAGAAUUUACACUCCUAGUUGCAAUACACAAAUGGCUGUAGCAGGUCCAUGUAAAAAAGCAAUAAAACUUUUCACUUAUGAUGCAAAACAACGUCAAUGUAUUCCAUUUAUGUACUCAGGUUGUGGUGGAACAACAAAUCGAUUCUAUCGGCAAGAUAAAUGCGCAGAAUUAUGCAUCAAACGAAUCUAG